This is a messenger RNA of Chrysoperla carnea, 462 nucleotides long. Its product is annotated as odorant receptor 94a-like. Gene Ontology annotation, cellular component: plasma membrane. The record is from RefSeq and is a predicted model, not a curated record. Gene Ontology annotation, biological process: sensory perception of smell; detection of chemical stimulus involved in sensory perception of smell. The coding region runs from base 1 to 462 and encodes 153 amino acids. Lineage: Eukaryota; Metazoa; Arthropoda; Insecta; Neuroptera; Chrysopidae. The transcript has 5 exons. Gene Ontology annotation, molecular function: odorant binding; olfactory receptor activity.
AUGGUAGUUGUUGAAGGUGUUCCAAUUAUUGGAUAUUUUAAUUCAUCAAUAGACCUUUCGAUUGCCAGUUUAUUGGCAAUUGCUUGUAGUCAAUAUGAUGUUUUAUCUGAUACAUUUCAGAAUAUUUAUCAAAUUCAAUCAAUAACAGAUCCAAAAUUGUUUGGCUUACUGCCGUUCCAAAUAGUAAUACUUUCCCAAAUAUAUCUAUAUUGUUGGUUUGGUAAUAAAGUUUUCUACAAGAGCACACAAUUAAUACAUUCAGUAUACAUGUUAGAAUGGGAUAAAUGUAGCAAAAAAAUUCGACAAACCCUUUGCAUAAUUAUGGAUCGAUCUAGACGUCCGAUAAAUAUAAACGCCGGAAAUUUAAUACCAGUUCGUUUAGAUACCUUUAUACAGAUUGUGAAAUCAGCAUAUUCAAUGUUUGCGAUAUUGCAAAAUAUGGAUAACGAAAUUGAAAAUUAA